CUUCCUGUUCCAAACCACGUGGACGCGCCGGGGGCUACGGGGCUGCGGGGCUGCGGGAGGGAACCCCGGUUGCUACCGCCUCCGUCGCCUCCCGGGUCGUGACCCUCGCGCCCGUCAGAAGUCGCUGUACCCCGCUGCCCGCGCCUAGCGCUGGGAGCGCACAUGGCGACUCAGACGCACUCUCUCAGCUACGCGGGUUGCAACUUCUUGCGCCAGCGUCUGGUCCUGUCGACUCUGAGCGGGCACCCAGUCAAAAUCCGAAAGAUUCGUGCCAGAGACGACAACCCGGGCCUCCGAGAUUUUGAAGCCAGCUUCAUAAGGCUCUUGGACAAAAUAACAAAUGGUUCUCGAAUUGAAAUAAACCAAACAGGAACAACCUUAUAUUACCAGCCUGGCCUCCUGUAUGGUGGAUCCGUGGAACAUGACUGCAGUGUCCUUCGUGGCAUUGGGUAUUACCUGGAGAGUCUUCUUUGCCUGGCUCCGUUUAUGAAGCACCCAUUAAGAAUAGUUCUGCGAGGAGUGACCAAUGACCAGGUUGACCCUUCGGUUGAUGUUCUUAAGGCAACAGCCUUACCUCUCUUGAAACAGUUUGGGAUUGAUGGUGAAUCAUUUGAGCUAAAGAUUGUGCGGCGGGGAAUGCCUCCUGGAGGUGGAGGUGAAGUGUUUUUCUCAUGUCCUGUGAGGAAGGUCCUGAAGCCCAUUCAGCUCACAGAUCCAGGAAAAAUCAAACGUAUCAGAGGAAUGGCGUACUCCGUGCGUGUAUCACCUCAAAUGGCUAACCGGAUUGUGGAUUCUGCAAGGAGCAUCCUCAACAAGUUUAUACCCGAUAUCUAUAUUUACACAGACCACAUGAAAGGAGUCAACUCUGGGAAGUCUCCAGGCUUUGGGUUGUCCCUGGUUGCUGAGACCACCAAUGGCACCUUCCUCAGUGCUGAACUGGCCUCCAACCCCCAGGGCCAGGGAGCAGCGGUGCUUCCAGAGGACCUCGGUCAGAACUGUGCCAAGCUGCUGCUGGAAGAAAUCUAUCGGGGUGGAUGUGUGGACUCGACCAACCAAAGCCUGGCUCUGUUGCUUAUGACCCUUGGACAGCAGGACGUGUCCAAAGUUCUGCUAGGACCGCUCUCUCCCUACACGAUAGAAUUUUUGCGGCACUUGAAGAGCUUUUUCCAGAUUAUGUUUAAAGUUGAAACCAAGCCAGGUGGUGAAGAACUUAAGGGUGGGGAUAAAGUGCUGAUGACAUGUGUUGGCAUUGGCUUCUCCAACCUUAGCAAGACCCUCAAGUGAAACUUUCACGGGACCAAAGACCCCAACGCCUACAGACAAAGCGGAAGCCUCCAAGGACCCAAAGGGACCAAGUCCAAAUUCAUCCAGGACAGGAUAGCCUCUGAUGUUAAGGCCUUUCCCAAUUUUCUGUUUAAAAACAAUCAGAAUACCCCAAUAAAACACAUCUUUCUAUCACGUGGUUUCCAGCCAUUUCUCCAGUGGUCCUGUUAUUCCUCGGGAGGCCCUGUCUUGAGGAGAGCUCCCUGGGCUUACCUGGACAAAGAAAGCACCUUCAGGACACAGUCGUGCUCGAGACCAACAUCAUAGCUGCAUUCCAGCAGUGCUUCCCCAGCCCACAUCCCUGGGCGUCUGUCGUGUGGCUGUCUUCCAGACUGAUUCUGCAAGAACUGACCUCUUUGAACCUUGGUUUCUGUGUAGGGAUUAAAUGAGAUAAUACGGGUGGAAACUCUUUCAUCAGUGCAGUGUUAUGCAAAUGUCAGAAAUUGGUAUAUGAGACUAUUUCAUCCCUUGUCUUAAGGGUGGACUCUGCUGUCUUGGAGACAGAUACUGCUCCCUGUCUGGUUCAUUGUAUGUGUGUGUUGGGGGAUGAGUGCCUGGGUGUGCCGGGGUCCAAUUAAAAUUGUUGAAUGUUUUUUAUA
Molecule: messenger RNA, 1922 nt
Organism: Hipposideros armiger (great roundleaf bat)
Lineage: Eukaryota; Metazoa; Chordata; Mammalia; Chiroptera; Hipposideridae
Gene: RCL1
Product: RNA terminal phosphate cyclase like 1
Exons: 9
Coding region: 163-1284 (373 amino acids)
Biological process (GO): ribosome biogenesis; endonucleolytic cleavage of tricistronic rRNA transcript (SSU-rRNA, 5.8S rRNA, LSU-rRNA)
Cellular component (GO): nucleolus
Molecular function (GO): RNA endonuclease activity
Source: RefSeq, a predicted model, not a curated record